AUGGCCAAAGUGGUCGUAAGACGCACACCCAGAAAAAGCGAUACAGCUACUUCGUCAAGUUCAUCUACAACGCCGCAACCGCUGCGCAAGUACCCAUGGGAUUCUCAUCAAGACGACAUAGUAGUGAACAGCGUCGAAACUCCGAACAAGACAGGACAACUCACUGGCGUAGAGCAUUACCUCCAACAGCUAUCUUUGAAGAAAGACUACAAGGACAUUUGCACAGAUUUCGACGAGUACCGCUGCAACGGGCUGAAAGCGACGGAUGCGUGGGACCCUAGUGAUGAGCAGCCAGAAGAAGAGCAAGAGCGAUACGAGCACCUCACUAAACACUCAUCCACAACUAUCCCACGGCCACCGUCAGUGUAUACCGAGUACGAUCACCAAAUCUAUACAUGCACGACGACCAACCCGGCCAUCUGUCUCGCCAUAGCACGCAUCGCCCAGCACAACCUCCCCAACAUAAACUUCCAGUCCGCGAUCAACCACCUGCCCAACGUUCCCCCGGCAGGCCGGCUUCCCAAACUACAACCCGGCGUUUUGGCAGAAGACAUACCCCACGAGCAGGAUACUGAAAAUGACGACGUCAUUACCGUACUCUUCCUACCGCGCUUCUAUCACGACGGCAGGCACGCACUGGGGUAUUACACUGCCGAUCCACCAACAAGCAACUCGGCGCAAGACGCCUGGAGGGCACGCCUGAAAGAUGUACGACAGAUGCUAUUUACGCCGUGUGUAAUUGAGGAUCUGGAGGCGUACGGGAUGAUUAGGUAUGCGGCUGUUUCCAGAGCCCAAGACGAUAUCGAGGCGGGCGAUGCUUCCGUGCAGAGCAUUGGUGCUAGGGGAGGGAGGUGGCUUCAGUUUGAUAGUGUGGAGGAUUGGGAUGAGCGGAGAGUGGCGUUUCAUAUUGUGGAGAUGCUUUGGGAUAAGCGAAUGGGGGUGACAACGGGGUUGGAGGAGUCGUCGUUGCUCUGA
This is a messenger RNA of Bipolaris oryzae ATCC 44560, 975 nucleotides long. RefSeq lists its product as uncharacterized. Lineage: Eukaryota; Fungi; Ascomycota; Dothideomycetes; Pleosporales; Pleosporaceae. The record is from RefSeq and is a predicted model, not a curated record. Bases 1 to 975 code for a protein of 324 amino acids. The transcript has a single exon.